Helianthus annuus (common sunflower) is the source of this 2058-nucleotide messenger RNA. Its product is annotated as transcriptional corepressor LEUNIG. Bases 304 to 1890 code for a protein of 528 amino acids. Gene Ontology annotation, molecular function: transcription corepressor activity; protein binding. The record is from RefSeq and is a predicted model, not a curated record. The transcript has 15 exons. NCBI's taxonomy places the organism in Eukaryota, Viridiplantae, Streptophyta, Magnoliopsida, Asterales, Asteraceae.
GGCUGGGCCAUGAAUGAAAUAUGUAAUAAGGUAACCCACCCACCACGCAGCGAAAGUUUUGACCUAGACGCCGGAACCGAUGUUAUUCCCUGAACGAUCGAAAUGUUUAGAAUGCCGACAACGAGCUAAUGGAGGUGGGCUGAUAGCGUUAGAAAUUAGCUCCAUGAUGUUUGGAUCUGGAGGGAUUACUGCUGUUCAUAGUUAUGUGGUCUCCGUCCGGUUUGGUUCAUGACAAAGUCAAAGCAAAGCUUGGGGUGAGCAAGAGUCGGGGCGGUCCACGACCCGACACCCUUAAUACAAACAAUGUACAGACAGCUUUCCAUGCGACUCAUCCUCAUAUGGUCGGCUUCGGGUUUGACCCAACAUUUGCCAAGCCUCCCUAGUCACACAACAGGUGAAAGUCAUUCACUAAUGUUGACUGAGGAAAGCACAGAAGUUAUUAUUAAGAGAAGAUCUUAUUCGAUGUCCGCUGACACAUUUGGCAUUGAAAGCAAUGCAGUUAAUGAAAGAGUUCCAGAUCAUCCAGAGUUGCUAGAAGUCUGGUGGGCCGGGUGGGGUAACUACUGUUUACCAAUCCCUGAGAUUGUAAGAAUAUUCUCUCCCGAAGAGGAAGUGCCGGCGUUGGUUGAUGAUUUUGUACUUACACCGUUGAGAACGAUUCGGCUCAAUAGACACGUAUUACAGUACAUGUGGGCGCAUGGUUUUCCCCUAUCGGCUGCUGUAUUUUCUGUAGAAGCUCAUGUUCAAGAGAAUGCACAAGAUUGCGAUGGAUUACUAGAACGUUUCUGGUAUUGUCUGUGCGGUAUGAUUAGCCAGGUCAACGUAGUCUCUGAACCGCACGAUCAGCCAGAAUCAAGUGAUGUUCAAGAUCAGCAGCCAUUUGUGAGCUUGGGAGAUAAAGACAUCGUAUGCUCAAGUGCAGCUUACACAAGUUCAUCACAAUCCCAUGGUGUUGGCCCUUCAAUGCUUGAUAGCCAAGACUUUUCGCUUCGAGCUUUUUGUACUGUGUUUCAAGAUACGACAGCAAGGGUUAAUGCCUGCCAUUUCUCCUCGGAUGGCAAAUUUUUAGCUUAUGGCGGAGCAAGAGCACCGCUGUCGAUCUGGAGUGUUGAAACACGUAGCCACAUUGCUACCGCUAUGCAUCAUCUGCCUGGUAACAUCGUCGACAUCCGUUUCCAACCGAAAUCUUAUGUUUUUGCAGCGGCUUUUUCUGACGUUGUUAUCCACUGCUUCAAUACAACUAGUGUUAGGGAACCUCUAUAUGGUCUUAGAGGUCAUUCUGUUUCAGUUACGACCGUGGAUUUUAUGCCUGGAAAUCCAAAUGUCUUAUGCUCCGGUGACGUCAAAGGUAAUCUACUUUUAUGGGACAUGGGACGGAGAACCCGCAUUUGCUCAUCCGAGGUCGGAAAGGGCAUAAUAAAACAACUCAGAUUCCAACCGAACAGCCAUCUGUUAGCUGUUGCCUUUGGAAAAAACGUUGUGGUUGUGUUUGUUCAAUCUGGCAAGAUUGAUGCAACCAGUAAACGCAUUUUAGGGGGACAUGAUGACACCAUAAAAUCUAUUGCUUGGGACCCUACUGGCAGAUUUCUGGCUUCUAUUUGCCAGCGAAAUGCUCGGAUUUGGACAUCAACAACGGAUGCUUGGAUGUGUGGUUACCAAUUGGAUUCCGAAGGCCACGUGUUUGAGUCAUGUGUGUUCCAUAGUACCCGCCCUCAGUUGUUGAUUGGCUCCUACACGCAUGUUCACAUGUGGGAUUUCGCUCGUCGCAGUAAACGGAUUUUCGCGAUGCCUACUAGCGGUUUUAUCUCAUCACUGGCUUGUUCCUCGGAAGCCGGAUUGAUUGCAACUACAAGUCGAUCAGGUGAUGUGAAAUUGUGGAAAACAGAAUAGAACUUGGAGCGUACUGUUAUAGAAAUUGGUAUAGACCUUGGAGCGUUUUCUGAAAGGGGUUGGGAUGCGUAUUGAAUAUUGAGAAUGGUAAUCUUUUCUGCAUUUAUUGCAGUGUUUACUUUCUAGAUAUCAUCUUGUUUGCCUAUCAUAUAUUUGAUAUUUUUUUAA